Molecule: messenger RNA, 3909 nt
Organism: Styela clava
Lineage: Eukaryota; Metazoa; Chordata; Ascidiacea; Stolidobranchia; Styelidae
Source: RefSeq, a predicted model, not a curated record
AACGAGAGAAAUAUAGUGAACAAAAAUUAAUAUUGCUAGCAUGCGUGAAGUGGAGAGAAUAUCAACAACAAUGAAGCAAAACAAUUUUUAACAUUUGCUGACAAGAUUUGCUGAGAUCAAACAAACAGAAUGGAGUGAAAUAACUGUGAAGAGGCAGAUAUAAAGACAGUAUGUCUCGACAUUCAACAGAUACUAGAACAUCAUCAAAAACUGUUACAGAUAUUAAGAAUAUACCAGCCAGGAGACUUUACAGAGGUGUUUUGGAGUAUGCACGCAGGUUAGAAAAUGGUCGACAACACAGGAGGAAUUUAAUGAGUGUUUUUCAGUCAGAGCAAGUUGGCUUAAGACAUAAACUCCGAGAUGCAUGUGAAAAACUCAUGUUCUCACAUCCCAUAGAAUAUGGCCGAAAAGCCGAAGAGUUGAUUUGGAGAAAAGUAUAUUAUGAGGUUAUUCAACUUGUCAAAAGCAAUAAGAAGUUCAUGAAAUCUGGUAGUAGAUUGGAACUUUUAUAUAAAGAGUACUUGUCAGCAGCAAUUGGAUAUUAUCAUCAUCUAUUACUAAAACUACAAGCAAAGUAUCAACCGCAUAUUGCCGUCGAUUGGCCAUUUGCAAGCAGUCCUCUGAGUGAUAAAUAUAAAAGAAGGAGGGAAGUCACCAUUUUAUCAGCAGAACAAGUCAAUGAACCAUCAACGGACAAAGAUGUUUCAAAAAUAAAAAAAGUAAAAUCUCAUACUAUUCUGAGCAAAAAAUCAAAAAAUGCUGAUAGAGAUACUCCAGAAAAAGUUAUGACAAUUGAUGAAUGGGCCCAGGAAACAUCGUACCGAAUCCUCCUAUGUCUUGGUGAUCUAGGUCGAUAUUUAGUGGAGCACGGAGGUUCAAGAUCUUUUGCUGAAAGAUUUUAUCAGCUCGCACUGCUGGUGAAACCAAAUAUUGGUAUGCCAUUCAACCAACUCGGCACAUUGGCCGGUCAUCAUACAUGGUGGGGAUUGACUGCAGCCUACUAUUAUUACAGAUGUUUGGAAGCUGAAAAUAGAUUUGAUGGUGCUGAUGGAAAUUUACAAAAACUUCUUGAUCGAAACAAGAAAAAUUUCUAUCAAAUACCAACUGAUGCAUUGGAAAACAUGAUCAGUUCUGAAGAAUACAGAAAAGAGCACACCAGAAUUUUCAUCAUAUCGUUUUUAUAUUUGUGUGAUUUGUUACGACCAAAAACCUAUGCAACUGAUGUCGAAAUUACAGGUUUAUGUAAAAAAUUGAUCGAUGCACUACCGGUAUGUCUUUCGCAUUCCUCACAUUUACAAGAUGAAAAAACUUCAGGUCAUAGUAACAACAAACGUGAAAAUGGAAAGUCGAAAUGGGAUGUUGCAGGUUUGGUUCAUCAUCACCACCAUCAUCACAAUGGAGAUUUUACAUUUCUUCAGCAGCAUAUUAUACUGAAAAUGUGUACUCUAUGCAUUAUAAACAUACAUAGUUUGCAGUCAUCUCGAUCAAAUCGACUAUCUGCUGCAAUAGCAUUUGCUCUUGCAUUCUUCUCUCAUCUUCUUGGUCACGUCAUUUCAUCACUUAUUCCUGAUGAACCAAAACCAGAGACAAAUGAUACAGUGAACAGCAUAUUGCAAGAUGAAGAAGAAGAAGAGCAAAUUCAGUCAAAAACAGAAACAGGUGAUGGUGAUGCUCCUCGUGCAAAAUCAUCUGUUAACAAUAAGAGGAAAAAGAGUAGAAUGAUGAGGAGAAGAAGACAUAGAGGAUCUGGUGAUAGUGAUCUAAGUGAAGGGGAUUUGUAUUCAGGUUCAGAUGUGUCAGAUUCUGAAAACGAUUCAAAUGAUUCAGAUUCGUCAUCAACAACUUCUACUAAUUCUGAAUUAAGUCAGGAAGGAAUGGAUGAAAUUAUUCUUAACAAUUCAAAAUCGGGUAAUGAGAAUAAAAAAUCAGAUAAUGACAAAACUAAAUCGGACGAAGCAACAAAAAAUAUGGCAAUUGUGGAUAAUCAUGCUGGACUUGAGCUUGCUAAUAGUUUGGCGAAUGGUCCAAGUACUCUUGCAAGCUUGAAAGAUAUUUCACAGAAAAUGUUCCAGCCUACCUCAAGACGAAGAAUUCUUUUAGCUCCAUCUUUUUUUAAUAAUGUAAAUAAACCGAUACCAGCUGACGAUAAAGUUGUUAAUGGCGAUAAUAAAGGCAGUGGUGAUGAAAAGAAACAAGUCAAAACAGAGGAUGAAAAUGUAGUCAAACAAGAAGAGCAAAAUCAGGACAAAAUCAUUGAGAAACAAAAUAGUGAGGGUGAUAAAGAUGAUAACCAAUUAAUAUCUGAUGAAAAAUCUGAAAAUAUUCCAACUGAUGAAGCAGAUAUUGGAAAACAGAAUGGAGGUGAAGAUCACCCAUUGUAUGACAAUGCAACAAUGUCGCAAAAAAUAUUUGAGACAGCUGGCUCACUCCACCAAUUGUUUGCAUCUGUAAAACUUCUAUGUGACUGGCUUGAUGCAAAUGAAAAAGUUACGGCUGCUUGUGCUCAGAACUCUAAAGCAUUGUGGAGUAGAAUUGCUAAACUUGCUAGCAUGCUGCCUAAUGAGGAGGAAAUGUUAAAAAUAGAUGAAGUGCAGUCUGAUGAAAUGCUACAAUCUCAACUAACCAUCGCAAAAUCAUGUGCUACCUCAGCAAAGAAAUGGAAGCAAAAGUCAAAACUUCCCGAAGAUUAUAUUCUCAGUCAAACAACUAGUUCUGUUAGAUAUGCAGAUGACAAGAACAAAAAAGUUGAAUCGUUGAUCUGUGAUUUAACGGAUAUUCAACAGGUUGUGAUACGCCUUUGUAGAAUACGAAGCUUCUGUCAUUCACUGUCGUCUGUGGAAGGCUUGGGAAUGAAAUAUGAUGAAAUAACAGGCAAAUUUAAAGGACCAGAUGAACCAUCUGAAGAUGAUGCAGAACAUUUAGAUAUUGAGACUGUGGAAGAAAUGCGUAAGACCAGACUUAUGAAAGACAUGGCAGAACUAAGACUGAGAAAUGAAGUAAAUGCCUUGGAAAGCCAGCUUGGAACACCACGUACUCAAGAUGCCGGCCUUUGUCUCUAUCUUGUACCAGAUGCCUUGGCAUUGUGCCAUGAUCUGGGGCAUCUCAGAAAACUAUUGUCCUUCGAAAGAUAUUUUAUUGUGAUACCAAAAACUGUUAUUGAUGGACUUGAUGGCUUGAAAAAAGAUCUCCAAGGUGCAAGAGAUGCGAUUCGUUUCCUGGAAACUGAAUUUAAGAAAGGAAACAGAUUCAUCAAAGCGCAAAUGGCCGAAGAAACCAGCCGAGGAGUCCAAGGCGAAAGACCGAAACUCAGACGAAACGAUAUGCAAGCUUGGAGAUUUUACCGAAUCAUUGAAUGUUGUCGAUAUAUAACACAACAGAAAGCGAAGGAGGAUAACAGCGAUACUAACGGCUUGGUCGCUAUAUUGACACAUUCGACUGACAAAUCAACAUUGUCGCAGAAUCAGAUCAAUGCAAUAUCUGCCGCUGAAGGAUUUGGAAUACAGGUUUUCAGUGCAAUGCAGUUUGCUCAGCUUGCGAAGAAACUGCCUCCACAAUCGAAAUAGUAAAUCAAAUGCCUAGAAUAGAGAACAUCGUUCGUCCCCAGGAAAGAAAACCUGUCAAGAAUCUAUUCAACAUAAAGUUUUUAACGCAAAAUUCGUCACAUGCCCAAAUCAAGGGCAAUGCAAGUGAAAGUGUCACUCAAUAUUAUUAAAAAAAGAUGUAGCUAUGGUCUUUGUUCACUCUCGCCCCUCUCUCUUGGGGUAAUACCCCUCUUUCUCGCUUCCACAGCAAUUAUUACUCCAAAUCAUUGUAUUGAGUAUAUUUUAUGAAGACGAUCGUGCCUUAUAAUUCAAGUCACAGCCAUGUUUUUAUGUAAAUUGCUAAUGAAAUAAAAUACAUCCAAUUUGG